Molecule: messenger RNA, 5299 nt
Organism: Oncorhynchus gorbuscha (pink salmon)
Lineage: Eukaryota; Metazoa; Chordata; Actinopteri; Salmoniformes; Salmonidae
Product: proton channel OTOP2-like
Exons: 6
Coding region: 204-2036 (610 amino acids)
Biological process (GO): proton transmembrane transport
Cellular component (GO): membrane
Molecular function (GO): proton channel activity
Source: RefSeq, a predicted model, not a curated record
AGCUGGGUUACGGGAAGGAGGGACCUCCUUAUACAGGCAGAGGCUUUGAGUGGAUGGUUAGGUGUUCACACAACUCUGAUCAGAGCAGACAUACUUUCUGAACUCAUCAGAGCUUCUACCUUUGGAUAGGAUAUGACAUUUUGAACAGAGCGAGCUUGGAUUGUAAUAAACCACAAACAAACUGUGGACUAGACCUUUGCAGAAUGAGAAACAUCAUGGACUUGACCUUUGGCUUCUUUUCACGCGAAUCCAGCAAGAUGACAUCUGAAGCUGAGAUGGCGGUUGAGGAGGGCUACAUAUCCUCCCCGCCCACCAGGCCCACCCUCCCUUCCAUCCGGCGUUCCAUCCACUUGGGAGUCCAGGCAGGGUGUAUGAUGAGGGGGAGCGACGUCUUCUCGACCAGCAGGGGCACGGUGAGCGAGAGGGGCCGUAACCGCAGCUGGCUACUCUCUAGCAUCAUCACGGUCAACGUCCUGAUCCUAGGUAUUGCUCUGGUCAGUGGCAGUGUCUUCAACAACGUUAAGAUCAACGCCAUCAACCUGCAGAUCUUCCUCAUCGUCCUCAUCAUCCUCACCACUGCCUGGAUGCUGUACUACACCAUCUACACAUCCAGGGAAGAUCAUGCCGUGCUCUACAAGGAUAGCUAUGCCGGGCCUGUGUGGCUCAGGGGUGGACUGGUGCUGUUUGGCUUAUGCAGUCUGAUUAUGGACGUGUUUAAGAUUGCUAACUACGUAGGCUACCUGCACUGUGACUCUGCUGUGAAGAUAGCGUUCCCUGUCGUACAAGCUGUAUUCAUACUUGUCCAGACAUACUUCCUCUGGCUCCACGCUAAAGACUGUGUACAGCUACAACGGAACAUAACUCGCUGUGGGCUGAUGUUGACUCUGUCUACCAAUCUGAUGUUGUGGAUGGCAGCAGUCACAGAGGAGUCCAUACACCAGACUGUUGUUCUACCAGAGGACGACAACAGCACACAUUCCUAUGACAUCAGAGCCCCUGGUGGAUCCAGCAGCUGUAACUGCAGCCACUCUGCCUGUGCCGUCUUAGAAAAGGCCUAUUACUACCUGUACCCCUUCAACAUCGAGUACAGCCUGUUUGCCUCGGCCAUGGCCUACGUCAUGUGGAAGAACGUGGGCCGCCUGGUAGACGAGCACAACCACCACGCGCUCCAUUUCCGCCUGAAGGACGUGCUGGUGGGGCCUGCGGUCGGGCUGGUUAUGCUGGUGGCGGGCCUGGGAACCUUUGUCAUCUACAAGGUGGAUGUGGAGAAGGGGGACCCGGGGAAACGUGACACGGCGCUGAUGAUACACUACGUGAUGAACACGGUGGCUGUGACUCUCAUGUCCGUCUCGACCGUGGCUGGUUGCGCCAUCUACCGACUGGACCAGAGGGACCACGUGUCGGGGAAGAACCCCACACGGAGCCUGGAUGUAGGUUUGCUGAUCGGCGCCUCAUUCGGACAGUUCACCAUCUGUUAUUUCACCAUCGUGGCUGUGGUGGCAACGGGGGCCGAGGGCCACCUCAACGCUCUCAACCUGGCUGUCUCCCUGCUCACUGUGAUCCAGCUCUGCCUGCAGAACAUCUUCAUCAUCGAGGGCCUGCAUCGUGAGCCCUUCCACGAAGACAUGCACCGGGCCUCUGUAUUCACAAACCCAUACGUCCUUCAAGCCCAAACCCAUAGAGACAUACACAACCACCCAGGGACAUUCAUGGAGACCAAGACGUCCCCGGCCCUCACAGUUCACAGUAUGCAUGUUGCUCCUUCUGCUCCUUCUAGCUCCCCCCUUCCUCAACGCCAUAGGCUGACCUGGAAGAGGAGGGCCCUGAAGGAGAUCUGUGCAUUUCUGCUGCUCUGCAACAUCCUUCUCUGGAUCAUGCCGGCGUUUGGCGCCCGCCCCCAGUUUGACAACCCGAUUGGAGCAGAGUUUUACGAGUUCACCAUGUGGGCGGCUGUUGUGAAUAUCGGACUCCCCUUCGGAAUCUUUUACCGUAUGCACUCAGUCGCCAGCCUCUUUGAGGUCUUCCUAACCUCAUAAGCAGGCGAAUUACAGAAACCAUUCUGAACUAUUUUUUGUAUAAUAUUUUUUAUUAAAUAUUAUAACAUGUUUUAUUUUAUACCCACAACAAAUACAAAUGUAUACAUAUGAACAACCAUUACCAACUACGUCUCAUCUGCCCAUCUGUCCAGACCUGCAUGCUCACAUGCCCAUCCCUAGAACAACAACUACGUCUCAUCUACCCAGACCUGCAUGCUCACAUGCCCAUCCCUAGAACAACAACUAUGUCUCACCUGUCCAGACCUGCAUGCUCACAUGCCCAUCCCUAGAACAACAACUAUGUCUCACCUGUCCAGACCUGCAUGCUCACAUGCCCAUCCCUAGAACAACAACUACGUCUCAUCUGUCCAUCCCUAGAACAACAACUAUGUCUCACCUGUCCAGACCUGCAUGCUCACAUGCCCAUCCCUAGAACAACAACUAUGUCUCACCUGUCCAGACCUGCAUGCUCACAUGCCCAUCCCUAGAACAACAACUACGUCUCAUCUGUCCAUCCCUAGAACAACAACUAUGUCUCAUCUGUCCAGACCUGCAUGCUCACAUGUCCAUCCCUAGAACAACAACUAUGUCUCAUCUGUCCAGACCUGCAUGCUCACAUGCCCAUCCCUAGAACAACAACUACGUCUCAUCUGCCCAUCCCUAGAACAACAACUACGUCUCAUCUGCCCAUCCCUAGAACAACAACUACGUCUCAUCUGCCCAUCCCUAGAACAACAACUACGUCUCAUCUGCCCAUCCCUAGAACAACAACUACGUCUCAUCUGCCCAUCCCUAGAACAACAACUAUGUCUCACCUGUCCAGACCUGCAUGCUCACAUGUCCAUCCCUAGAACAACAACUCUGUCUCAUCUGCCCAUCCCUAGAACAACAACUCUGUCUCAUCUGCCCAUCCCUAGAACAACAACUCUGUCUCAUCUGCCCAUCCCUAGAACAACAACUCUGUCUCAUCUGCCCAUCCCUAGAACAACAAUCUGCCCAUCCCUGAACAACAACUCUGUCUCAUCUGCCCAUCCCUAGAACAACAACUCUGUCUCAUCUGCCCAUCCCUAGAACAACAACUCUGUCUCAUCUGCCCAUCCCUAGAACAACAACUCUGUCUCAUCUGCCCAUCCCUAGAACAACAACUCUGUCUCAUCUGCCCAUCCCUAGAACAACAACUCUGUCUCAUCUGCCCAUCCCUAGAACAACAACUCUGUCUCAUCUGCCCAUCCCUAGAACAACAACUAGAUCUGCCCAUCCCUAGAACAACAACUCUGUCUCAUCUGCCCAUCCCUAGAACAACAACUCUGUCUCAUCUGCCCAUCCCUAGAACAACAACUCUGUCUCAUCUGCCCAUCCCUAGAACAACAACUCUGUCUCAUCUGCCCAUCCCUAGAACAACAACUCUGUGUCUCAUCUGCCCAUCCCUAGAACAACAACUCUGUCUCAUCUGCCCAUCCCUAGAACAACAACUCUGUCUCAUCUGCCCAUCCCUAGAACAACUCUGUCUCAUCUGCCCAUCCCUAGAACAACAACUCUGUCUCAUCUGCCCAUCCCUAGAACAACAACGUCUCAUCUGCCCAUCCCUAGAACAACAACUCUGUCUCAUCUGCCCAUCCCUAGAACAACAACUCUGUCUCAUCUGCCCAUCCCUAGAACAACAACUCUGUCUCAUCUGCCCAUCCCUAGAACAACAACUCUGUCUCAUCUGCCCAUCCCUAGAACAACAACUCUGUCUCAUCUGCCCAUCCCUAGAACAACAACUCUGUCUCAUCUGCCCAUCCCUAGAACAACAACUCUGUCUCAUCUGCCCAUCCCUAGAACAACAACUCUGUCUCAUCUGCCCAUCCCUAGAACAACAACUCUGUCUCAUCUGCCCAUCCCUAGUGCCUGAAGUAUUGUUUGCCACUUGGCCUUAAAUUGUACCAAUUUGUUUUUCUCGGUGGCCCAUGCUAUUUCAACGUUUCAAUAAUAAAUCAUUAUAUUUUUCCAUUGUGUUAGUGAUGGUGGAUUGAUUUCUAUGUUUUUUGUAUACAUAUUUUCAAGAUGAGUGAUGAGAAGAGAAUCUUGCAGCCCAUUGGGUAUCUCCCCCCCCAUAUGCCAUGUCUUGAAAUGUCCAGACAGACAGAUUAAAAGUAAGUUUACAUUGUAAUACUUCUGACAGCCAAUUUUCUACCUCCGCCCAUAACUUUUGGACUUUAUAGCAUUCCCAGAAAGCAUGGAUUAUUGAGUCAUUGUUAGUUUUACACUUAAGACAUGACUCUGCUCGUGUGCUGAAGAAUAUGUGAAUUCUGUCUCUUGUAUCAAAAAUAUCUAUGCGUUAAUUUAUACUGGAUUAAGCAUAAUUUCGUUAGUUAUGUUCCAACUUUCCCUCCUUCUUGUGUCAACGUCAAUUCCUUUUAAUUCUUGGUUCCUAGAGCUUCUAUAUUUCUCUAGGAGAUAGUCAGUUGGAUAGGCUCUCUGCAAGGUUUUCUUCCCUAUCAUAUGAACAUUAUUAUUUUAUGUUUUUAUUUUUAAAGGUUGCUCUGAUGUCCAAACGAUUUCAAAUUGCAUUUUUUUUUUUACAAAUAACUUCUAAGUUGCAUGUAUUUCAAAACAUCUACAUUGGUUAGUCCAAACUUACUUUUUAAUGAUGUCAUUUAUUUCCUGUUACCAAGUCAUUUACAGUUUCUAUGCCUUUAGUUUUCCAUGUGGACCAAUUUAUGGGUGAAUUCUGAAAAGAUAUCCAAGGCUUGUUCCAUAAGGUUGUGUUUUUAGGGAGUUAUGUUGGUUCUUGUAGAAUACCUUACAUGUUCUUCCAUAUUGUUAUAUUGUUCUUAUCUGUGAAGUUGUUAAUGUUCUUAUCUUUAUCCUUUGAAAAUAAACAUGUAAAAAGAUUCUGGGGAUGAGCAUUCGCAUCUUCAGUAUUUACCCAUUGUUCAUCUUUAGUGUAUUCAACUAUAUGUCUCAGGUAAAAGCCUUGGGUGGCGAGUUGAUACAACUCCAAGUCUGGGUGGUUAAAACCACCCUCAAAUUUAGGAAGAUGGAAAACUUUCCUUUCUAUUCUAUGAAUUGUAUUUGCCCAUAAAGUCUGUAAUGACUGAGUGUACAUUUAAAAAUGUAUUCGCCACGGUAAUUGGUAUUACCGAAAAUAAAUACAAAAACUUUAGGAGCCAUGGCAUUUUGAAGAGGUUUAUUCUACCUGUAAAAUGUAUGGGAAGAUUGUUCCAUUUAAUUAGAUCUGCUUUCAUAUUGUUGAGUAAUGGAAUAAAGUUAUCUUUAUA